CCCGCCGAGGUAAGGCCAGCCCCCAGCAGCGGGGCCAUCCUGCUGCUGCUGCUGCUGCUGCUGGAUUUUUCCAGCCGGAGCAUCCUGCCGGCUCCGCCGUGAUUUAUGGAGAGCGGUUUCUGACGCGGGGCUUUUUCUAUUACGACAGGGACCCACGGACUGGAGGAGGCAAAGCUGCAGUCAGGGCAGGAGAAGUGAGGGAAAGGAAGAGGCGGGAAGACACAGAGGAGUGGAGAGGACAGAGGGAGAAAUAGGCACCGAGACUCUUCAGAGAUGGGUGAGUUAUAACUAAGGGAGCAGGAGGAAAGGCAGAGAAAGGAAGAAAAGGAGAGCCGUGGGGAAGGGGAAAGGAGAUAAGAGACUGAGUCAGCUUCCAGAGGGCAAACACCGGGAGACGAGUUCAGGGAACACCACAGCAUACCAAGAAGGACCUGCUCCGUCUGAAUCUUCAACAUGAGCACAAGGAAGAGCUGCCCCCUGCCACUGGGGCAAGGAGACCAGGAGGAAAAGCAGAGCGAGGGUACUCCUGACCUGGAGCGACAGGAGUGUGAGAUGGAGCUGAGGAACAAAGCUAUUCUGCAACAAAAGAGGCGUCUCAAACAGGCCACCCAGUUUGUGCACAAGGACUCUGCUGAUCUGCUGCCCCUGGAUGGCUUGACAAGACUUGGCACCUCCAAGGAUCUGCAGCCUCAUAGUGUGGUCCAGCGGCGCCUCUUGGAAGGCAACCUGAACAAGCUGCGGGGCGAGGCCAGGGGUCAGUCUGCAUGGGUUCAAUCUCCGCUGGCAAAGGACCAGGAUGAAAAGAUGGAAAAGGAAGAGGACAGGAGAAAAGAGACUUCACCCCUGCUAAUACAUUGCCAGUGUCAAGGUCAGCUAUUGAAAGCGACUGUUAACACUGGGUGUCUACCAAACCUCAUCUCCAAAAGAUGUUUCAACCAGCUAGGGCUGGAAGAAGUGUCUGCCAUGGACUGUGGAGACCUCUCUCCUCCCAUCCCCAGCGUUGUUGGCCGAGUAGAACAUAUGGAAUUGCAAUUUGGCCAGGAGACAGUGCUGUGUUCAGCACUGGUUGUAGAUGAUGAAAUGCUGGAGUUUUGUAUUGGCCUCCAGACUCUGUUGUCUCUCAAGUGUUGCAUCGACUUGGACGAAGGAGUCCUGAGAUUUAAAGCACUGAGUCAGGAGCUACCUUUUCUACAUGCCUCUGAAGAGCCUGGUCAGUGACUGGCUGCAUUCCCCAUGUCUGGAGACUUGCUGCCAAGAGAGUGAGAUGAGGGUGAGGCUCCCAUGCCCCUAACCUUGCUGAGUUCUAGGCUGAGGUAUUCAAUGGGGAGAGAGAAAAAGGCAAGUGGGUGCUGGAAGCUGUCACUGGGAGUGCCUCAACUUGAGUUAUCCCUCCUUUCAGUGGACCCUCUUGCUUGUCCUGAUGUGCCGAGUGGGCAUUUUGUUCUUGCUCUGCUAUUUGGCCCUAAUCACUCCAAUUUCUGGUUCUGUAAUAAAUUUAUGCUACCCGUUUAAUGACUUUACAAUAUACUCUGUUCACACGAGAGUCUCUGUGAACAAUCUCCAGUUGUUCUAUUGGUAAGAGAACAGUGUUUCCUCCAAAGACCACCACAAAUGUUUCCCUUCUUGUUGCCUCAAUGCCAGCGUACACCAGUCCUGUUUCUUUGUUGGAAGGGCUCUGUUCCCUUUGCCUGUACUCUGGGAAGCUGGAUUUUGCUGCUUUUUUCUGGCUCAGAGCAGAACAGAAGUAUUUUCUUGGGAAAACUUUGUGGCAAAGACAAGCUUUAGAGUUCUCAGUUCUAAGAAACUUUUGCAGAAAUGUUGAGUGCAGACACCUAAAGCACUGACAGGGGCUUGGGCUUUGCCAUUGCAUCCCUGGGCACUAAGCUAUAUUAUAUGAAUAGCAAUGCUUACCAUCUCUUGGUGUUACACCCUGUAACCAGACUUGCACACCCUGUUCUUCUGGUCAGGCCACUCCUCUCUGCACUCCAGCUGCUAGAGCUGCACCUCUGUUCCCUCUGCUGCUUCAUCAGAGAUCCUGCCACUCAGUUUAAAUGCCACGAUGAAUUACAGCACUGAGUCUUCUGCUCUGUCAGCUCCUUUCUUUCAACUUGAACUACAGUGAUUAAACACAGACACAUCAUCAGCCUCGAGUCCUGGCAUCACACAGCCCAUCAACUUUGCUUCUCUUGCACAAAAUGAGAACUUGUAGUAUCAGCUCAGGUUAGAGAACUGCAAACUCAUCUGGAACGUUAAAGGUGAUUAUUAAGUCACCUAACAAUUUGGUUUAUUUAAUUUCUUUUUCUUUUAAAUUUCCAUCCUAAAGCAUAGUUGUAUUAAAAAUACAUAAUCUAUUCUUAACUAGGUCUAGGAAAAAUGCACUAGAUCAGGGCUUGUUCCAUGCCUCAUGACUACUGAUUCACUACCCAAACUGCAAAAUGUACCUCUAGCUACCCUUAAAAAGGUAUUUGGGUACCCCAAAACGACAACCCCAUUUUGCUUAUUUUCCUGUAUUAAACACCACUGACUCUCCUCCUUUUUUAUCAAGCUGGUCAUUGCCACUGUUGUGUUUCUCAAAAAAUGUGUGUAUGCAUUUUUUCCUUUUGUUAGUUCUUUCCUCUGCAGCUGUACGCUGUAGUUUAACACAUGUUAAGGACAUAAGAGUAAAGUCUGGCUGAUAUGAUUUGGGAUUCACUUACAGAGAUAGUUGGCAUGACUGGCAUCUCCUGCUCCUACAAGGAUUUUUACUGUUAGUCAUCAUAUCUUGCAGCUUCUGAUAUGUUCCUUGACUUCUUUAUCACUCUUCUACUUAUGCUUCUAUUUCUGGCUGCAUGAACUGCUUUCCAUGAAUCUCUCGAGUGACACCAAUGGUUCUCUCAUUUAGUCAGGAAAACAUGCCUGCUCCAUGAGCCUGUCUUCCAAAGUAGCAGUAUCUUCUCCUGGAUUUGUAUCACUUGCAUGCCUGACUGGCUUCUCAAACCCAGGGGUCUAGACAGCUCAUGCUUGUACUAAACCAUCUUGUAUUCUAGCUGCAGUCUAUGUGGUACCUAAUUCAAUUCUGCUGACAAAAUCUUGCUUGUGACAGACAAAACAUCUGCCUCUAUAUGCAUCAACUCACCCAGUUUCCAACUCUAAUUGCCCUCUAAAAACAGCCUGUAGAACAAGGGCAAAUAAUCUAUACAUACAAAUACCAUGUCCGUUACAAAUCUUAUUACUUGUAAAUUUCUACAACUCAUUAAAAAAAGCCCCUCUAAAACACAACCCAAAAGCUGACUUUAGCCCUAACCCAAACAAUAAACCCUAACCCUAAAUAUAAGAUGUAGGGCACUACAUCCUAAUCCUAAAUUUAACCCCUAAAACACUCUAAAAAUGUUAAUUCUAACACCUAAAUCAAAUCACCACCCCCUAACUACAAAACUUAACAUUAAACAUAACCCCCUAGAUUUGACACUGUAACCCAAACACUUACCACCUGACUUUAAACUCAAACCAGAAACCUAAUCAUAAAAACAUUAACUAAUCUCAAAACCUAACCAUAAUCCCCAACCCUAAACUCUAAACAUUAAGCUAACCCCAGCCCCUAAACCUAAACACCAAGGCCUAAACCUAACCCUUAACUCUAAAGCACAUACCAAAACCUAACCCCUAAUCCCAACUCCAAGUAUGUCCCUAACCCUACAGCUAACCACAACCACCUAACCCUGCCUGAUGGCUUUUAUCAUUCCCACAAGGGGCCCUGCUUCCCUCCAGAGUGGGGCUGGGGCUUUUGCUCAGUUUUGCUUUCCCCUGCAAGGGGUCCUGCUGCCCUCCAGAGUUUUCCAGGGCUUCUGCCAGGCUUUGCAAGGCCCAUAUGUGGAGCAACACAGGGCUUUUGUUGGGCUUUGCUGGUGCCCACAAGUGCAGGGGAAGGGGAGGGCCACCAAUAGCUCUAACUCCUGGCCACUUCCUUGUGAGAGCAGUGCCUGGUGUCAGUUUUGCAGCUGAGCCCUAGCUAGGGCAAGGGUGUAGGUGAAUAGGAGCCUUCAGACUGAAGCCAACAGGAAUCUUUCCAGUCAUGCAAAAGGUGUUGGAUGGGAUCCUAUAGAAAACUGCCAUGACUUUGAGUUGACAAUUCUGACUACUGCCUGUCGCUUGCAGCCCUGCAGAUACUAGUACACUAGCUACUGCUGGAAUUCACCAUGUGCUGUUCCUACACAUCUGUCUUGGAAUAACUGCUUUUGCUCACAUUCAGAACAUCCCCCAGCCUUUCUGAAGCCCUUCUGUGGUUCACAUGCCUCAUAUCCUAAACCACAAGCAGUCUGGGCUCCUCUGUGAACUAAUGUGCUACAGCUGGUGAAAAUCCCCAGCCCUAUCUGUUCCUCUCUUCUCUGCUUAAUGACUCCUUCUUUGCAUCCUCCUUUCAUCCCUCAGGCUGGUGAGUAAAAAAUUUCCUUCAAAAAGGAAUUCUUUUGUUUCUAGAGAAUCCUUUUAACACUUGCCUUGUAACCCUAGCUGCUAAUACUCACACAUUGUGCCACAAUCUUGAUAGCCUUUCCUCUUUGUUGUAAACAACUGCAUGCAUAAAUUCUCAGUCACAGAGAAGAUGUUUCCAAGAAAGCAGUAAAUUAGUGUGAGUUCUUUUCUCAGCUCUGAAAUCAGUUCCAGAGCAGAAGACAUGCUCCUCACCUUCCUCCUGUCCAUGUCAGUUUGAACACACAGAUCCACUCAGUAGAAGUCUCUUAUGUCCUGACAUUGAGGAAUCUGUUGACAACAGCUGUCUUUGAACCUCUUCAUCAAGCUUUGCUGCAGGCAGAGCUUCCAG
This is a messenger RNA of Oenanthe melanoleuca, 4798 nucleotides long. It is a transcript of the gene NRIP2, whose product is annotated as nuclear receptor interacting protein 2. NCBI's taxonomy places the organism in Eukaryota, Metazoa, Chordata, Aves, Passeriformes, Muscicapidae. Gene Ontology annotation, biological process: proteolysis. The coding region runs from base 454 to 1218 and encodes 254 amino acids. The record is from RefSeq and is a predicted model, not a curated record. Gene Ontology annotation, molecular function: aspartic-type endopeptidase activity. The transcript is spliced from 6 exons.